Messenger RNA from Paramecium tetraurelia, 992 nucleotides. RefSeq lists its product as uncharacterized. Gene Ontology annotation, molecular function: protein kinase C binding; K63-linked polyubiquitin modification-dependent protein binding; zinc ion binding. NCBI's taxonomy places the organism in Eukaryota, Ciliophora, Oligohymenophorea, Peniculida, Parameciidae. The transcript has 4 exons. Gene Ontology annotation, biological process: endosome organization; mitophagy; aggrephagy. Gene Ontology annotation, cellular component: aggresome; amphisome. The record is from RefSeq and is a predicted model, not a curated record.
AUGUAGCUUUAAGUUAAAUGUAACGAGUAAUCAUGGACAUUCAGAAGACCUUUGGCUGAACUCUCCAUUUAGAAAAUAGUGAGAAGACUUCCAAUCAGACUUACUAACCUCCCUAAUUAGUUCACACUUCAAUAUGAGGAUUUUGAUGGAGAUAUGAUUGAUGUCACAUGCGAUGCUGAUUUACAAACCAUUAGGGAAUGUUAAUUUGAUACAAAAUUAGUCACAUUGUAUGUACAACAAGUUCAAGAGGGAGGAUUUAAGAAAGAAAUAACAUGUAAUAGAAGAGAAUACAGAAAAGAACAUAUUAAAUAAUUAGUCAGCUAACAGGUCAUGGAACUAAUCCCUGAAAUUACUAAGUAGGUUAAACAAUCAAUUGCUGUUAAUGAUGUUUAAAAUAAAAUUGAAACAUAAUCAAUUAACAGCACAGCCUUGGUGGAUGUCAAAGAAUCUAAAAAAGUAGUCCACUAGGGUGUGAUGUGUGAUGGAUGUAAAAUAUUCCCCAUUGAAGGUAUCAGAUACAAAUGUGCCGUUUGCAUUGACUUCGACUUGUGUGAAAAAUGUGAAGAUCUUGGAAACCAUCAACAUGCUAUGUUGAAAAUUAGAAAACCAGAAUAGACUCCUUCAAUUAUAGUGACCGCUAUUGGUGACAAACCAGAUUUACCAUAAGGAAAUACCUUAAGAGCAUAAAUAGCUGAGAUGGUCUAGAAGGAACUUGACACUUCUUUCCCAUAAUCCUUAGAAAUUUCAUCAAUUUAAUAAGAAUAAUAACACUUAAACACAUCCACCAAUCCAGUAGUUGUAGAAUUAUGUGAAUUGUUGAGAAUUAGACCAGAAGUAGCAUAGACUUUGAUAGAAUUGUUCCCCUCUCAAAGUGCAUAAGAAAUCAUGGAAAUUGUAGGAGAUGACUUAGAAUACUUGAAUUCCCUUCAAAGAUCAACCGCCUGAUAUAUUAAUAAUAAUCAUCCAUUAUAAGACUAUUUAAGACCUCUUUA